GGAUGCUGUUCUCCACCAUGAAUAAGUCUAAUCGGUUUCGGAUGGGCAGUUUUAAAAUAUUUGAUUUAAUGUUGAAUCAGCGAAACAUUCAUGAAUUAACAUGUCGGUUUGCUGUUGUUCUUCUUUCAAUCUGCCAGUGUCUGGCAGACGAUGGAUACGAGAUGGAUGACUUUUUGAAAAGGGAGUACUCUCUUACCAAACCAUACCAAGGGUUGGGCUCCUCCAGUUCCUCUUAUUGGGACCUGAUGGGCAAUGCCAUGAUCACCACUGAGCAUGUGCGACUGACCCCUGACUUGCAGAGCAGACAAGGAGCAGUGUGGAGCCGUGUUCCCUGUUUCCUGCGGGACUGGGAGCUGCAGGUGCACUUUAAGAUCCACGGCCACGGGAAGAAGAACCUGAAUGGAGAUGGAAUGGCUCUGUGGUAUACCAAAGAACGCAUGCAGACUGGUCCUGUGUUUGGAAACAUGAACCUCUUCACUGGCCUUGGAGUGUUUGUGGACACCUACCCCAAUGAAAAUAAGAACCAUGAGAAGAAGUACAAUCCUUCGACUCAGAGGGUCUUUCCAUACGUUUCUGGGAUGGUGGGGAACGGGACUCUGGCUUAUGAGCACGAUCGUGAUGGCCAGUCCACAGAGCUUGGCGGGUGCACAGCCCUGGUGCGCAACAUCCCCCAUGACACCUUCCUCCUCAUCAGAUACACCAAAAACCGACUGACGAUACAGAUCGACGUUGACGGUAAACAGGAGUGGCAGGACUGUCUGGAUCUUCCAGGGGUACGUCUACCUCGGGGCUACUUCUUUGGAGCCUCCUCUGUUACUGGAGACCUGUCAGACAACCAUGAUCUCAUCUCUAUGAAGCUGUACCAGCUGACUGUGGAGCGUACUCCGGAGGAAGAGGAGGAGGAAGAGCUCAUCCCCAGUGUUGAUAACUUUGAGCACUUGAACAAAGUGGAGGUGCAAGAAGAGGGGAUGAGUGGAGUCCAGCUCUUCUUCACCAUAGUCUUCUCUGUCAUUGGUAUCUUUGUACUGGGGGUGGUGGCAGUGGUCAUGUAUGGGCGCUGGAAGGAGAACAGCCGCAAACGCUUCUACUAAGAGGGAGAGCUGGGUAGUCUAUGGCUCCAUCCCAAAUGGCACCCUAUUCUCUUGUUUAUAGUGCACUACUUUUGAAUAGGGGUCUAGUCAAAAGGUGAGCUCUCUGUAGGGAAUAGGGUGCCAUUUGGGAUGUCGUCUGAGGGAUGCUCUAUGUGAAUGAGGAUGUAGAUUUUUAAACAUGCAACGAACAUGCUGUCAGCCAUACAUAGCUUUACUACAUAACAAUUCCCUUACCUCAAUAAUACUUCAACUGCGACAAAUGAACCGUUCUCGGACCAUCUCGGCCCAAAUAAAUCAAACGUGACCCUUUUUUUUUUUAUAACAUUUUUUUUAUACUGAGAUUAAUAUUUUUUUGUCUUUUGUUUCACCUUAGUGUUUAACGUAGGAGGCCAUGACCUGUGAAUUGCUGACACUGUCAUCAGCAGACUGCACUCACUUAUAUGCAGUGUGCAUGAUGGCUUCCAGCCUUUUUGUCAUGUUCUGCCGUUGAGACUUCCGAAUUGUUUGCACUGACAUGAAAUGCCCGUGAGAAGACUUCUAUUGAGCUGCCAUAAUAACUAAGUAAUGAGAGAAUUGUUCUCAACAAAAGUACCUAGCUCGGGCCAGUUUAAGACCAGGGCCUUCAUGAUCGUAAUGAAUCAAAUUAUAUUGCUGGGGGAACUGAUCUGAGUUCAGCAGUCCUACUCUGAGAUGUUUUCCUGAAUAUGGGCCCAGGUAUCGCAAUGUACAUGCUAAUCCUCUAGUUCUAUAUUUUGCUUCAUGAGCUAACAUUUGGCUCUUGGUUCUGUAUUGCUGUGCUGUAACUACCAUUUGCCUACAGUUGAAGUUGGAAGUUGACAUACACUUAGGUUGAAGUCAUUAAAACUAAUUUUUUAACCACUAUAGUUUUGGCAAGUCGGUUAGGACAUCUACUUUGUGCAAUGACACAAGUCAUUUUUCCUACAAUUGUUUACAGACAGAGUAUUUCACUUAUAAUUCACUGUAUCACAAUUCCAGUGGGUCAGAAGUUUACAUACACUAUGUUGACUGUGCAUUUAAACAGCUUGGAAAAUUCCAGAAAUGAUGUCAUGGCUUUAGAAGCUUCUGAUAAUCUAAUUGACAUAAUUUGAGUCAAUUGGAGGUGUACCUGUGGAUGUAUUUCAAGGCCUACCUUCAAACUCAGUGCCUCUUUGCUUGACAUGGGAAAAUCAAAAUAAAUCAGCCAAAAAAAUUGUAGACCUCCACAAGUCUGGUUCAUCCUUGGGAGCAAUUUUCAAAUGCCUGAAGGUGCCGUGUUCAUCUGUACAAACAAUAGUACAAAGUAUAAACACUAUGGGACCACGCAGCCGUCGUACCGCUCAGGCUAGGAUUUUUCAACUGCACUUGGAGAAAUGUCCUCUGGUCUGAUGAAACAAAAAUAGAACUGUUUGGCCAUAAUGACCGUUGUGUUUGGAGGAAAAGGGGGAGGCAUGCAAGUCGAAGCACACCAUCGCAAACCCCCCCACCCCCCAACACGGUGGUGGCAGCAUCAUGUUGUGGGGGUACUUGGCUGCAGGAUGAACUGGUGCAUGUCACAAAAUAGAUGGCAUCACAAGGAUGGAAAACAAUGUGGCUAUAUUGAAGCAACAUCUCAAGACAUCAGUCAGGAAGUUAAAGCUUGGUCGCAAAUGGGUCUUUCAAAUGGACAAUGACCCCAAGCAUACUUCCAAAGUUAUGGCUUAAGGACAACAAAGUCAAGGUAUUGGAGUGGCCAUCACAACGCCCUGACCUCAAUCCCAUAGACAAUUUGUUGUCAGAAAAAGCGUGCGCGAGCAAGGAGGCCUACAAACCUGACUCAGUUACACCAGCUGUGUCAGGAGAAAUGGGUCAAAGUUCACCCAAUCUGUUGCGGGAAGCUUGUGGAAGGCUACCUAAAACGUUUGAUCUAAGUUAAACCAUUUUAAAUGCAAUGCUACCAAACACUAAUUGAGUGUAUGCAAACCCACUGGGAAUGUGAUGAAAGAAAUAAAAGCUGAAAUAAAUCAUCCUCUCUACUAUUAUUCUGACAUUUCACAUUCUUAAAAUAAAGUGGUGAUCCUAACUGACCUAAGACAAGGACCUUUUACAAGGAUUAAAUGUCAGGAGUUAUGAAAAACUAGGUUUAAAUUUAUUUGGCUAUGUAAACAUCCGACUUCAACUGUAUCAUACUGUACGGGUUAUUGGAUUGUUUUCUCUGAAACGCUCUACCCUCUUUUGUAGGUUGUUAAACUGUUGUCCACCAGCUAUCAUCUCAAGCACAGAUAUCAAAACCGAUCAUCUCACCUGUGGCAUAUAUAGAUAUAUCUCAAAAAUAUAAAUGCAACUAUUUUACUGAGGUUCAGUUCAUAUAAGACAUCAGUCAAUUGAAAUAUAAUCAUUAGGCCCAAAUCUACGGAUUUCACAUGACUGCACAGGACCAGCCAAUCAGAAUGUGUUUUUUCCCCAUAAAAGGGCUUUAUUGCAGACAGAAAUACUCCUUUGUUUCAUCAAAUGUCCGGGUGGCUGGUCUCAAACGAUCCUGCAGGUGAAGACGGUGGAGGUCCUGGGCUGGUGUGAUUACAUGUGGUCUGCGGUUAUGUGUCCAAUUGGACAUACUGCCAAAUUCUCUAAAAUGACGGAGGCGGCUUAUGGUAGAGAAUUGAACAUUACAUUCUUUGGUAACAGCUCUGGUGGACAUUCAUGCGGUCAGCAUGCCAAAUUCAUGCUCCCUCAACUUGAGACAUCUGCCAUUGUGAUGUGUGACAACUGCAUAUUUUAGAGUGGCCUUUUUAUUGUCCUCAGCACAAGGUGCUAUGUAAUGACGUGCCACACCUGUCAGGUGGAUGAAUUAUCUUGGAAAAGGAGAAAUGCUCACUAACAGGGAUGUAAACAAAUUUGUGCACAAAAUGUAAGAAGCUUUUUGUGCAUAUGGAACAUUUCUGGGAUCUUUUAUUUCAGCUCAUGAAACAACCCUUUACAUGUUGCGUUUUAUAUUUUUGUUCAGUAUAUUUAUUCUAAUUAAUAAUGUCAGCCUAUAUUUACCUUUAUGAUUGAUCAAAUGUCUCUUGUUCACCUGUGAAAUUUUGUUGGUUGUUUUCUAUGUUGACAAUGUUUUUAAAACAUAUUAUUGUUAUGAAAAACUGUACAUUGUCCAUCCACGGUGUCGUUAAGCCUCGUGGCUAAACUGUAAUUCCAAAAUAAGAUAAAGUAGCCUAACGGUUGGUUUGUAAUCAGUUACAUUACCAAUCCUCUCCAGGCACUUAUUUUCUGGUGCCUUACCUGGGUCGUAUUCAUUAAUGCAAACUGUAGUAAAACUGUUUUGCAAUGGAAACCGCUUAGAGCAUUUGGGUUAACAUUGCAAAAAGUUUUGCUACGGUAUGCACAAAUGAAUGUCAGUCUCUAAAAGGUUAAAGGUCGUACGCGAGAGUCCAGGGCCGGCCCUGGGCAUAAGCGACGUAGGUGGUCGCCGGCUGCUAGGGGGUCCCCCGACCCAAUCAUUAAAAUGGUGUAUUUUUAUUUUAAGGUCUCAACUUACUGUUGAACGCAAUAUUGAAAUUUGGUUGUGCAUCGGUAGUUUUACUCAUGUCAUUCAAUUAAUUAGCCCAUGGCAGCAAAAAAAAGUUAUUGCUAAAUUAAUUUGUCCAGCUAUCUACGUCUGAAUUACUGACCGGGAACAAAGGGCAGGGGCCUCAUUUAACCAACCAUGCGUACAUUUCUUACUAAAUUCUGGCAUUUGUGGAAGUCUAGGAUUUGCAUAUGCAACAAAUUUGUUGGGGUUUAUCACACUGUCACAGGCAACAUACUGUGCACGUUGUUUUUAUAAAUCAGAGCCAUACUAUGUUUGUUUGUGUGCUACAACCCCACCUGGAAAAUGUCCUCCUGGAACAAGAGUUUCUAAAAGAAAGCACAAUGGCAAAUUUGAUCACAUUUCUGUUAGAGGCGUGGGCAGAAUGUUUUAAUAUUUUUCAGGAAAAAAAUGCAUGCUGCCUAUAGCAAGUGCCAAACACUGGAUAUACCUUCCUUUUGCAUAAAAUAAACAUAUUAGACAUCAUGGUGAUAUGUGAUCUGCUUAUUAACUGCAUCUGUUUUAUCAUUAGGCCUGCUUUUUAAUGUUUUUAUUAGCCUACCAUUGUUAUAAUUCCCGUGCAUCAAAUACCUCCAUUUUCCGCAAAAUAGCAAUAUUUGCUCGCAAUACAGUUGAUCAACCACUAGUUGUGUGCGUGGUUUGAGAUUUGUGUGAAUAUAGGCCCACUUUCCUGUCAUGUUCAAAAUGGAUAAAUACCAACCUUUGCGGGAAAACUGAAGUAUGCAUGUUUGGAUGCUUUUUUGUUGUUGUUGUUGUGCACACACCUUGAUAAAUCAAGCCCCAGGGGCCCUGACCUCCAGGGAGCCCCAAGUCACUCAAAUAUCAUAUUUACAUGCCAUGUCAUGGAAAAAUGUGUGGUAUUUCAGGAAAUUCCUUUUAAAAUGUCUAAAAUGUAUCUCCGCCUCAUGGCAAAAUGUAUAAAAUUGCAAAAAAGUAGCUUUAAAACUGCAACGUUUUCUCUACACCCCAUGGCAAAUCUCCCCUAGGGCCCCCAAAAGGGUAGGGGCCCUGUAUGAAACUCCAGCGCUGUAUUUCUGUCAGUUCAUGAUGAAGCUCGAAUAGAUAGGGCCCGAUGUGCUGUUUUAACCCAAAAGGUUUUCUUUAAUGUUGACAUCUAUAGUUAAAUAUGUUUGGGACUGUGUGGAAUGAGAGUAAUUUAUCGUGUCAUAAAACAUCUGGAAGCGACACAAACGUGACUAUUUCAAUCUUUAUUUUGUGAAUGCUGUUUGGCUUCUGUCAAAUGUUAAAUUCUUGGAAAUCUACAGUUGUAAAAUAUUAUCUUGUUGGUCUAUAUGAGGAGAAUGUGCACUGUAGUGCUCUUGUGUCAAAUCUUUUUGAAUAAAAAUGUCUAUGACAUUCUUUCUCAUUUGGAAACGUC
Messenger RNA from Oncorhynchus masou masou (cherry salmon), 6031 nucleotides. It is a transcript of the gene lman2lb, whose product is annotated as lectin, mannose-binding 2-like b. Gene Ontology annotation, molecular function: D-mannose binding. The record is from RefSeq and is a predicted model, not a curated record. Lineage: Eukaryota; Metazoa; Chordata; Actinopteri; Salmoniformes; Salmonidae. The coding region runs from base 3 to 1091 and encodes 362 amino acids. Gene Ontology annotation, cellular component: COPII-coated ER to Golgi transport vesicle; endoplasmic reticulum membrane; Golgi membrane. The transcript is spliced from 9 exons. Gene Ontology annotation, biological process: endoplasmic reticulum to Golgi vesicle-mediated transport.